UUCUCACUGGAUUUUAACUUGAGAUCACACAUGAAAACACACUCCCAGGAGAACUAUCAUAUCUGCCCGUAUCCUGAAUGUGGAAAGCGAUAUGCACAUGAAUACAAGCUUAAGAAUCAUAUUUCAUCUACUCACCAGAAGAACACACCAGAUGCACCAAAGUACACCCCGCCUGUGGAGAAGCCAGUGAAGACUCCGAAAUCUACUCCAGCAACUUAUGGCUCAUCAUCAUCUGAGCGCCCUUACAGCUGUCCGUAUGAAGGGUGUGACAAAUCGUACAUCCAUGAAUACAAGCUGAAUCUUCAUUUAAGGAACAUGCACCCUGGUCACUUACCAGAUGAUAACGCGAAAAAUGCUCAAUCCACUGCUGACAAUGAGAUGGAUGAAGGCAGUGAUCAGGACACAUAUGCUGCAAGGCGUGGAAACGGAAGAAUUCAGAAACAGAGCAGGCCAAAGCCAAGCUUAAAGCAGCCACCUUUAAAAGUUGCACGCAAAGGCUCAUCUAGUGCUGCUUCUCAAGCCAAUCUAACUAUAUCGAAGAAGCCUUGGCCGCUUAAAGAAGAGAACUACAAUGAAGAAGAUAGUGAAGAAACAGAAGAGGAACGGGAAAGGGAACGGGAUGAUGUCGGGGAAGGAUGGAGGUAUGGCGAAAACAACGAUGACGACGAUGAAGAGACUGAAGAAGAUGACUAGGCUUUAUUCGUACAUACACUCAUAGGUUGUAGUGCUGUCUUUUGCUAUAAAUGGUUAUCACUGUCUAGAAAAUGGGAUUUGGACCUUCCUUGUUUGUUAUUGGUGUUAAAUCCCUCUUUUGAGUUUUAUGAAGCAAAUGAGAUUUUAGCUAUUUCCCCAACCCCCAACCCCCUUCUAGUUGUCUCUCAGCAUAGUACCAGGGAACAUGUAGGCUGGAGCUUUGUAUUCAUUUCUGGUUUCAUAAAUUGAAAUCUCCUAGUCUUACCUAUAGAUUUGACCAUAUCGAGGACUUCAUAUCCAUAAGUUGUAUAGUAUGAUUAUGACAAUAUAUAAAGGAUUCUUAAA
Messenger RNA from Capsicum annuum, 1038 nucleotides. Its product is annotated as zinc finger transcription factor YY1-like. Gene Ontology annotation, molecular function: RNA polymerase II cis-regulatory region sequence-specific DNA binding; DNA-binding transcription factor activity, RNA polymerase II-specific. Gene Ontology annotation, cellular component: PcG protein complex; transcription regulator complex. Gene Ontology annotation, biological process: regulation of transcription by RNA polymerase II. Lineage: Eukaryota; Viridiplantae; Streptophyta; Magnoliopsida; Solanales; Solanaceae. The record is from RefSeq and is a predicted model, not a curated record.